AUGGAUACACCUGACCUGCGCAGAUUGUUCUCCGCCUGCGAUGGAAAUAAGUCGGGAAGAAUCGAGUAUGAGGAUUUCACAACUGUGUGCCGAGAGCUGAAUGUUCCAUCAUCUGAGAUGAGGACUUUGUUUAAAAAGUUUGAUGUGGAUGGAGACGGCUGCAUUAAUUAUAACGAUUUUUGUUUGAGCUUUCACGAAGUAUCAGAAACGAUCAAUUUUUCUUCACUGUGCCACUACAGUCAGAGUCGAACAAGUGUAUGGGAUGAGUUUGAAAACACUUUGGACGGAGACGUGGCCUACUAUUUGGGCAGACUCUUGGAUCCUUUGAGUGAGCUGUAUCAGCAAGUUCAUUCCACCACCGACAUGCUGCUUUUACAGCAGUAUGAGGAUUUGAUCAAAGCUCUAGUGGUGGAGAGCAGAGAACAUGGACUGGAGAGAGAACAAUUGGAGACCAGUCUAAGAAGAACAGAGGAGUUGACAGAUACUCGGCUAACAGAGAUGGAGGAGGAUUUGCAGCAACAGUUAAGCAGCACAGAGCAUAGAAUCCUAGAAAGGGAGCAAAAUAAAAUGGAAGAAGCCAUUGCCAUGCUCCAGUCUAAGCAUGAGAAUGAGUUAAUGGACCUGCAAGCAGCAGUGGAAAGGCUUACACAGUAUCAAGACGAGGCAGAGUUUAACAGUCCCAAAAAAGAUGAAAUCAAAUUAAGAGAGCACAUUCAAGAGCUGACACAGGAGAAUGAUGAGCUCAGGAGAUCUCUUCUAAAGGCACAAAUAAACAUCUCUGUUCAGCAAGUAGAGCUAGACAGAUUAAAGAAUGCAUAUGCUGAUGAGAAACUCCAACAUGAGAGAGAGUGUAAUGACCUGAAGAAGAUGGUGAUUGAGUACCAGUCAUAUGCAGAACAUGUUAAAAUUCUCCAGGAUGCCAAUAAAAAGUUGUAUGACAGCAAUGAUGGGCUGCGCUCUACACUGGCUUUUGACAUCACUUCUUCCAAAAGGCGGCUUUCCCCCCAAAAUGAAAUGCGUUCAAGGAAAUUAAAGCCACUUCGACAAAGCACAAUAAAUCAGUACAGCUUUGCUAAUGAAGUGGAUGACAUGGAUGCAGUUCCUUCCAAAGAGAAGUUCUCCCUUGUGACACACUGGGCAGAUAAGUAUCUGGACAGUGGUGUUUCUUUACAGACAGACACGGACCACAUGUCGGGCUGCAAUUAUUAUGACAGUGACACGAGUAGCACUUCUGAGGUCACAGCACACCACAGCUACUCUUAUGUUCAGUCUGAACUGGAGGUAUCAGACUUGAAGUCUGAGAUGAAUUUGGCAUCCAGCAGAGUAAGCUCAUUAACAUCCUCUCUGAGACGACGUCUGUCUGCGUUUCCCCUAAAGAAAGCUGAAGACGACAACUUUGAUUGUGAUGGCUUUGUUCCAAUGUACCGCCUGGUGCUGGCAGGGGAUGCAGGAUCUGGCAAAUCCAGCUUUUUGCUGCGUCUUAGUUCAAAUGAGUUCAGAGAAGACAUGAAAACAACGCUUGGGGUUGAUUUUCAAAUGAAGAAGAUGCUUGUGGAUGGAGAAGGGACAAAUCUUCAAAUAUGGGACACCGCUGGGCAGGAGAGGUUCCGCAGCAUUGCAAGGUCAUAUUUUCGGAAAGCUCAUGGGGUGCUUCUGCUUUAUGAUGUAACUUCAGAGAGCAGUUUCUUAAAUGUUCGAGAAUGGGUUGACCAGAUUCAGGAGUCCACAGAUGGCAGCAUCCCCUUGUGUGUAAUUGGUAAUAAAGUGGACCUCAGAGCAGAGAUGAAAGAUGGAAGAUGUGUGAGUUACACCCAUGGUGAAAAGCUUGCUAUGACGUACAAUGCCCUGUUUUGUGAGACAAGUGCAAAAGAGGGUACCAAUGUGGUAGAGGCAGUUCUGCAUUUGGCAAGAGAGAUUAAGAAGCAUGCCAAGCUAAGGAGGAAGUCUGAGACACAGGUUAAGUUGAGUCUAAAUGGUGGGAAAAAGGCACUAAGUAACUGCUGUGGAGUCUAACAGUGACUGCUCAUCAAAGUUGUGCUCAUUAAGGACAGAGUAACCUACUUUGUUGAUGUUUAUUAAUGGCUUUGUGUUAAUUAUUUAAUGCUUAUUAAUCGUUUUUAUAUGUUGAUAUUUUACCUCUUGCUGCAUUACAAUG
Messenger RNA from Trichomycterus rosablanca, 2155 nucleotides. It is a transcript of the gene rasef2, whose product is annotated as RAS and EF-hand domain containing 2. The coding region runs from base 1 to 2013 and encodes 670 amino acids. The record is from RefSeq and is a predicted model, not a curated record. Gene Ontology annotation, molecular function: GTP binding; GTPase activity; calcium ion binding. NCBI's taxonomy places the organism in Eukaryota, Metazoa, Chordata, Actinopteri, Siluriformes, Trichomycteridae. The transcript has 17 exons. Gene Ontology annotation, biological process: vesicle-mediated transport.